This is a messenger RNA of Scomber scombrus (Atlantic mackerel), 3533 nucleotides long. RefSeq names its product EH domain-binding protein 1-like. Lineage: Eukaryota; Metazoa; Chordata; Actinopteri; Scombriformes; Scombridae. The coding region runs from base 36 to 3458 and encodes 1140 amino acids. The transcript is spliced from 3 exons. The record is from RefSeq and is a predicted model, not a curated record. Gene Ontology annotation, molecular function: protein binding.
AGAAGCUUUUGAAAGAGCAGAAAGAAAAGGAGAGGAUGAAAAAGGAGGAAGAAGAGAGGAAGAAGAUAGAAGUGGAGGAGAAAAGAAGGAGAGAGGAGAAAGAGAAAGCGGAAAGGAAAAUGAAGGAGGAAGAAGAGAAAAAGAAGCGCCUGCAAGAGAAGGAAGAGGUGGAAAGAAGAAAGAAAGAGAAGGAGCAGGAAGAAAGGAGGAGGGGGGAGGUUCAAGUAACUCUGGCCUGCAGUCUGGAGGCCAACAGGUCAGAUGAGGACAAGCAGAAGAUGAAGACUUUGGUUUCAUCUUCGUCGGUUUCUCAGCCAAAGACACACACACCUCCUCCCAGUUUCAAACACUCCCCCGCUGCACUUAGAGAUGCAACACAACCCCGACUUAUCGUUCCUCACUUCCCUCCUCUGGACAAAAACAGUGUUACAUCUGAGCAGCUGCCCUCCCAAAGCCUCAGCCAAUCACAAUCCAGAGAGGAAGCCUCUCCAUCAGAUAUUAAACAAAGCUCCAUAAACUCCAACGAGCGCCCACACAGAGAAGAUACAGCUGAGGAACCCCAGCCAAAAGAUACAGAAAUGCAUCCCAUAGUCUCAGCCCCUGCUCAACCCGGUGCACCACCAGCUGAAGAGGAACCCAAAGAGCCAGAGGGACCAAAAGUGGAACCAGCGACCUCACUCGAGGUUUCCCCCAAACCAAGCAAUGAGCGCACUGCUUUGGCACUGGAGCCGCUGCUUCCCUCAAAACCAGAACCAGCACUGCGGCCAGAACCAGUUCUCCCGCCAUCAGGAAAACCCCAACAGGAGGGAGCAGAUGAGGAGAAACCAGUUGACGACAUGUCCGGUGGUCAGGAGAGUCUCAUCGACAAUAAGGAGCCAGUGUGCGAGGCCGAAAAGCAGCUGUGGGCGACCGUGGAGGAGACCACAGCAGAGGCAGGAGUGGAAAGAGGGAUGGAAAGUAGUGAGAGCACUGAAGAGAAGAAUGAGAAGGAGGAGGAGGAAGAGGGUGGUGUAAUAGGGGGCUAUGAGACAAUGGCCUCCAUGUUGCAGACAACCGGAUCAGCUGAUGCAGGUCAACAACAUGCCUCUGCAGAUGGACCUAUGCUUCCUAUGAGUGAAGAAGAUCAGCCAUGUUUGCUAGAAGCAGAUGCAGAGAUGCUGUAUUCCUCUGAGCCAGAUGAUGAUCCACUGAUUCCCGUCAGUGUGGACAUUUCACCACCCGCAGCUUUCUCUGACACGACACAAAACCAGACAAUUAGUGAACAGAAGUCCUCCGAGGCUCACUUAGCUCCGAAACCAGAGUGCUUACCCUCAGAGGGGAAACACGGGCUAAGUCUCGUGGCAAGUUUGCGACUGGCGGCCAUUGAGCAGGAGAAGGAGAGAGAGCAGGAGAUGGCGAGAAGGGAGAAAGAAAGGAUAGAAAGAGAGACAAAGGAGAGAGAAGAAGCAGAGAGGAAGGAACAGGAAAUGCAGGAACAAGAGAGGUUGAAAAAGGAGGAAGAGGAGAUGGAGAGGAAGGAGAAAGAAAGGGUAGAGAAAAAAGAGAGAGAAAGAUUGGAGAAGGAAAAGCAGGAAGGAGAGAGGUUGAAAAAGGAGAAAGAGGAGAUGGAGAGGAAGGAGAGAAAAAGGGCAGAGAAGAAAGAGAGACAAAGGUUGGAGAAGGAAAAGCAGGAACAAGAGAGGUUGAAAAAGGAAAAAGAGGAGAUGGAGAGGAAGGACAAAGAAAGGGCAGAGAAGAAGGAGAGAGAAAGGUUGGAGAAGGAAAAGGAGGAACAAGAGAGGUUGAAAGAGAGGGAGGAGAAAGAAAGGGCAGAUAUGAAAGAGAGAGAACGGUUGGAGAAGGAAAAGCAGGAACGCAAGAGGUUGAAAAAGGAGAAAGAGGAGAUGGAGAGGAAGGAGAAAGAAAGGGCAGAGAAGAAAGAGAGAGAGAGGUUGGAGAAGGAAAAGGAGGAACAAGAGAGGUUGAAUAAGGAAAAAGAGGAGAUGGAGAGGAAGGAGAAAGAAAGGGCAGAGAAGAAGGAGAGAGAAAGGUUGGAGAAGGAAAAGGAGGAACAAGAGAGGUUAAAAAAGGAGAACGAGGAGAAAGAAAGGGCAGAGAAGAAAGAGACGGAGAGGUUGGAGAAGGAAAAGGAAGAACAAGAGAGGUUGAAAAAGGAGAAAGAGGAGAAAGAAAGGGCAGAGAAGAAAGAGAGGGAGAGGUUGGAGAAGGAAAAGCAGGAACAAGAGAGGUUAAAAAAGGAGAAAGAGGAGAUGGAGAGGAAGGAGAGAGAAAGGUUGGAGAAGGAAAAGGAGGAACAAGAGAGGUUGAAAAAGGAGAAAGAGGAGAAAGAAAGGGCAGAGAAGAAAGAGAGGGAACGGUUGGAGAAGGAAAAGCAGGAACGAGAGAGGUUGAAAAAGGAAAAAGAAGAGAUGGAGAGGAAGGAGAGAGAAAGGGCAAUGAAAGAAGAGAGAGAGAGGUUGGAGAAGGAAAAGGAGGAACAAGAGAGGUUGAAAAAGGAGAAAGAGGAGAAAGAAAGGGCAGAGAAGAAAGAGAGGGAGAGGUUGGAGAAGGAAAAGCAGGAACGAGAGAGGUUGAAAAAGGAGAAAGAGGAGAUGGAGAGGAAGGAGAGAGAAAGGUUGGAGAAGGAAAAGGAGGAACAAGAGAGGUUGAAAAAGGACAAACAGGAGAUGGAGAGGAAGGAGAGAGAAAGGUUGGAGAAGGAAAAGGAGGAACAAGAGAGGUUGAAAAAGGAGAAAGAGGAGAUGGAGAGGAAGGAGAGAGAAAGGGCAAUGAAAGAAGAGAGAGAGAGGUUGGAGAAGGAAAAGGAGGAACAAGAGAGGUUGAAAAAGGAAAAACAGGAGAUGGAGAGGAAGGAGAGAGAAAAAGAAGAGACAAAGAGGUUGGAAAAAGAGAGAGCGGAGCUUAAUAACAAGCAAAGGGAGGAGAGGGAGAGGGAAGAGAGAAAAGGAGAAAAAACACAACAGAGACAAGAGAUACUUCCUGGCCCUUUAUCAGUGCAAAGCAAGCAGGAAGUGGGUGACUGCCAAUAUAACGACUGGCCGCCAUUGAGGGAGGCAGAAUUGGACGAUAUUGCGUAUGAUGAGAAGCUACAGGAUGAUGGUGAAGACUUGGGAUGCAAAUCUGAUCCCAAAUUAAUGCCUACGGUUAAUUCUAAAGCUGAAAACAAACUGAUGUCAACCGAACCAGCUGAUUCUGUCCCUAUAGCAACAAACAAACUUGACUCUAGAUCAGACAAAUGUGUGGACUCUGUCGUUGCUGUUAAAAAGUCCCUGGAUAAUUCUGGCGUGAGAUCAGUUAAAAAAGGCAAAUCCAACAUGAAAUCGGGUGCCAUCCCAGUGUGGAUGAGAGAGGAGGAGGAGGAGGAGGAGGAAGACGAAGAGGUGGAGUAUGAGAAAGGACAGGAAGAUCUUGGCACCAUCUGGCUGGCUGAGCUGUACAUGGAUGGGGAAGCAGGGUGAGUAAAUAAGGGGUGAGAGGAAUAAAUAGCAACAGGGACGAAACAGGGAGAGAGAGAGAGAGGUGAGUAACCAGGA